Messenger RNA from Adineta ricciae, 1305 nucleotides. The record is from the annotation of a GenBank genome assembly. NCBI's taxonomy places the organism in Eukaryota, Metazoa, Rotifera, Eurotatoria, Adinetida, Adinetidae.
AUGAAAAAACAGAACGUUCGUACCUUAACACUUAUUGUUUCAACAUUCAGUUACCUUCUCGUCGGCGCGGCGAUCUUCGACGCACUCGAAUCGAAUACCGAAGAUCUGUUGCGCAAACAAUAUCAAGCAGCUGAAAAGAACAUGCUCAUUUCAUACAAUAUCUCACCUGCUGAAUAUAUCGAACUGGAAGAUAUUGUUAUCAAAUACCAACCACAUAAAGCUGGUGCACAAUGGAAAUUUCCAGGAGCGUUCUACUUCUCCUUGACUGUCAUCACAACUAUCGGCUAUGGCCAUUCGUGUCCUACUACAACUUGGGGGAAAUCCUUUUGUAUGCUCUAUGCUGUCAUCGGUAUUCCACUCUGUCUUGUUAUGUUUCAAUCUGUGGGUGAACGUCUCAACAAUUUUGCUAGUUGGUGUAUAAAAACAAUAAAAAAGUGUUUGAAAUGUCGUUUUUAUGACUCGACACAGACCGAACUUGUGAUUGUCGGUACUGUUCUUGCUGUCGGAGUUGUUACAGGUGGUGCCGCUAUGUUUCAUCAUUAUGAAGCAUGGGGUUACUUCAAUUGUGUUUACUAUUGUUUCAUAACAUUAACAACUAUAGGUUUCGGUGAUUUUGUUGCUUUGCAAACUAAUGAAGCCUUGAAUUCCAAUGUUUUUUAUGUAGUUUUAUCUAUGACAUUUAUUCUGUUUGGUUUGACAGUUGUUGCCUCGUCAAUGAACUUACUGGUCUUAAGAUUUCUAACUAUGAAUACGGAAGACGAACGACGUGAAGAAAUUCAAUCGGCUGUCGCUCGAAGUUCACUCCGAUUCGGUAGUGAUAUCAUAAGUGCAAAUGGUACAUUGAUACCGUCCCUGACCGCUGAUCAGUUAGAAUAUCUCUCCACGGAAUUAACUCCAUCAGAAUCUGAGCCAUGUCAUUGUUGUUCUUGUUUUAUGCGUCGACGAAAGGAACGAAAGAAAUUCACUGUACGUCGUAUGCCAGGGAAAAUUGCUCAUCUCGUACCAAUGCAACGUUUUGAUUCAUCAGCACCAAAACGAAACUUAUCAGUAGCUAAACCGUCCAUUACUGAUCUUACUGUUCCUUUAGCAACGAAAAUGUCAACAAUGAUCAACGCGUCUACCGACAGUCCUUCAGUGAUCAAACGAUCAUCACUACUGACUGAUCAAGCAAGCCAUGUGAAUAAAAGCAAUUCAGACAAAAGUUUAUCGCCCGCGAAAAUAAAGACAAUCCUCUCUCGUUUUCGGCCAGAUUUCGAAAUGAUUCCAGUUCGAUUCGAUGGCAGUAUCAAACGCUCUUCCGUGUGA